AUGGACUUUAUUGUGGACCUUCCUCCCUCCAAGGGCAUGAACACCGUCCUGGUCGUCGUCGACCGUCUCACCAAAAUGGCCCACUUCAUCCCCUGCAAGGGCCUACCUACCGCUAAACAGACGGCCGAUCUUGUACUCCGAAAGGUUUUUAGGCUACAUGGGGCGAUGUUGUUUCGGAUCGGGGAGUACAGUUCACUUCCAGGUUCUGGAGAAACUUCUGUCAAGCCCUUGGGAUCUUCUGCGUUCCACCCCCAAUCCAAUGGGCAGACCGAGAGAACGAAUCAAAUCCUCGAGCAGUAUUUGCGCUGUUUCGUCACCCAUCUGCAGGACGACUGGCUGGACCACCUCUCUACGGCCGAGUUCGCCUAUAACAAUGUGGAGCACAGUUCUACCCAAUACAGCCCGUUCUACGCUAACACCGGCCUACACCCAACCUUCAUCCCUCACUUGCCCAUUUCCACCACAGUCCCAGCUGUGGUCGAACGUCUUGCAAGUCUACAACAGGCACAGGAAAAUAUUCGGGACAAUCUACAUCGAGCCCAGAGCCGCUUCAAGCAGGCAGCGGAUAAACACUGCAAACCUGCGCUGGAAUUCCAGAUCAGCCAUGUUUCCACCAGCUCCAUUCUAAGUAACAGGGCUCAGUUCCCAUUCUUUCUUCGCACUGCUCCAAGUGAUACUUUCCAAUCCAAGGGACUGGCCCAACUGUUGUUGCAUUUCCAAUGGACCUGGGUGGGGAUGAUCGCUGAUUCUAAUGAUUAUGGAUACCAGGGCAUACAGGGAGUGAGACAAGAAUUCAUCAAAUCUGGAGCUUGUGUGGAAUUUUUGGAGUAUGUCCAGAGCAGUCGUCCAGAUCACAACAUUCCACAUAUCAUCCAGACCAUCAAAAAGUCCAGAGCCAAGGCUGUAGUUAUCUUUGCAACUGAUGUUGAUAUUAUUCUGUUGUUUGAGGAAUUCCUACGUCAUAAUAUCACUGGGAAGCUUUGGGUGGCCAGUGAAGGCUGGGCAACCUCAAAUUUGCUGUCUUAUGAAAAAUAUAGUGAGCUACUUCACGGAACCAUAGGUUUUACUUACCCUAUUGAACACAUCCCAGGGUUUGACAACUAUACUGAGACAUUUGAUUUCUCCAAAAAGUCUAACGAGCCCUGGGAUGGUAUGUUUUGGGAGGAUACUGUUGGCUGUAAACUUUUGGACUUCAAAAACAUGACCUUUUACUGGAAAAGGCCAAACAGGAAUUGUUCAGUGGAAAAAAGAUUGGAGAACUUUCAUAUAAGCCUGAAUAAUAUAUCCAACUUUGGAAUGGUGUAUAACCUGUACAAUGCUAUCUAUGUAAUUGCUAAAGCUAUGCAUGACUUGAGUUUAUGUAAAGUUGGAGAAGGUCCUUUUCUAAAUGAAGGCUGCUCAGAUGUGUUUAACAUUAAGCCAUGGCAAGUUCCAGUCUCUGUAUGCAGUGAAAGUUGUCCACCAGGUUCUCAAAAAGCUUCAGUUCAAGGAGAACCAAGUUGUUGCUACAAAUGUGUCCCCUGCUCACAAGGAGAGAUUUCUAAUGAAACUGAUGCAAAUAAUUGUUCUAAAUGCCCUUGGAAUAUGUGGCCAAGUGAAGAAAAGGACAGAUGUCUCCUAAAAACAAAUGAAUACCUCUCGUAUGAAGAAACAUUGGGCAUUACGUUGGCAUCCACCAGUGUUACUUCAUCCUUUGUACCUAUAGCUAUCCUAGGGCUACUCAUUUGCUACAAGACCACCCCCAUUGUCCGUGCCAACAAUUACACCAUUAGUUGUCUUCUUCUCAUCUGCUUGUCCCUUUGUUUUUUGUGUUCCCUUGCAUUCAUCGGCUAUCCUGGAAAUGAGAAGUGCCUCCUUCGUCAAGUGGCCUUUGCCAUGGUUUUUGCAUUAUGCGUGUCAUGUAUUUUGGCCAAAACUGUAUUGGUAAUGAUUGCUUUUAGAGCAUCUAAGCCCAACAGUGAUUUACGAAGAUGGGCAAAUCCUCAAGUGUCCUAUGUGGUCAUUUGUAUGGGCACUGUCAUUCAGUUCCUCAUCUGUACAAUAUGGCUCAUUAUUUCUCCUCCCUUCCCUGAAUUUAACGUCAAAGAUAAGACUGGAGUUCUAGUUUAUGAAUGUAAUGAAGGUUCCCCCACAGCAUUUUGGUUUACUUUAGGAUAUCUGAGUUUCUUGGCCCUUAUUAGUUGUCUUGUUGCUUUCUUGGCAAGAGAACUUCCUGAUAACUUCAAUGAGGCCAAGUAUAUCACUUUCAGCAUGUUGGCAUUCCUCACUGUAUGGGUGUCCUUCAUUCCAGCUUCACUAAGUACUAGUGGUAAAUACACUGUGGCCAUGGAGGUCUUUGCUAUAAUGUCCUCCAGUUGGGCCAUACUCUGUUGCUUGUUUUUUCCAAAAUGCUAUAUUAUUUUGUUUUAUCCUGACAUAAACUCCAGGAAAAGACUUCUUGGAAAACAAAUCAUCAUGUAA
Messenger RNA from Bufo gargarizans (Asiatic toad), 2460 nucleotides. RefSeq names its product extracellular calcium-sensing receptor-like. Gene Ontology annotation, cellular component: membrane. NCBI's taxonomy places the organism in Eukaryota, Metazoa, Chordata, Amphibia, Anura, Bufonidae. The record is from RefSeq and is a predicted model, not a curated record. Gene Ontology annotation, molecular function: G protein-coupled receptor activity; nucleic acid binding. Bases 1 to 2460 code for a protein of 819 amino acids. The transcript has 4 exons. Gene Ontology annotation, biological process: G protein-coupled receptor signaling pathway; DNA integration.